Messenger RNA from Fomitopsis serialis, 1182 nucleotides. RefSeq lists its product as uncharacterized. Lineage: Eukaryota; Fungi; Basidiomycota; Agaricomycetes; Polyporales; Fomitopsidaceae. The record is from RefSeq and is a predicted model, not a curated record. Bases 1 to 1182 code for a protein of 393 amino acids. The transcript is spliced from 3 exons.
AUGGACAUGAACAUACACAAGCUCGACGAAGGCAUGCCCAUCUACCAGGACAUGGAAAAGUAUCUCCAAAUCAAGCUUUCUUGUCUCUUCAGCUAUCGUAUCAUCCCUGAUCACACGAAGGAGCUCAAUGAGGUGUCAGCGCAUCUCACUAGAUGGCAAGCUCCCGCCUUGCUCGAGCGCGCCAACAACCGCGACCCCGAGGCGAUCCUCGAGCUUGCACUCAGAUAUCUUAGUGGAUGCGGGGUGCAUAAGCAGAGCUCUGAAGGCGCCCUUCAUGUACUCGACUCCCUCCUCGACCCCUCCUGCGAGCCCGCGCGCUACAUUGGCGACGUCGCGCCUCCCGCCCUACGUGCACAGGCUCACUCCUGCGCUGCCAGCGCUAAUUUGGACAAAUACCUCGCGUCUCCCUCCCAGCGGAUGGUCAUCGAAGCUGACGAGCGACGAUUCGCGCGCCCGGAGACCGGGCGGCUGGGCGUCGGCCAGUCGCCCCUCGCGUACUUCGUGCUCGCAGCGCAUCACGCCAACGAGAGCGCCAAGCGCGGACUCAUCUCCCCCGCUGUCCUCCUUGUCGGCUUCAGGGUUCGCAACAUCGGCGACGCGUUGGGGGCGGACGUCGAGCAGACCGUCAAGCGGGGAAAGCGGUUCCGCCCGCUGUGGCGUGCGACCGCGCGGCGGCUCGAGGAGGUCUACGCGGAGGAACGGAAGCGGCAGCGUAAGGCGGACAAGAACCCGAACGAGUAUGUUUGCGCCGCGGAGGGGUGUGGUAUCCGGGGGGUUAAGAAGGCUGUUCUGCGGGCUUGCAAGGGACGGUGCCCGCCGGAUAUCAAGCCACACUACUGUAGCCCUGAGUGUCAGAGGAAGGACUGGCCGAUACACAAGGCCAUCUGCAAGCCCGGCUCAGAUGGCAAGGUUACCAAGAUCUCGGAUGACGAUAAGGGAACGGCACUCACACUCUUCGAGCUCGGCGAUCCGGAGGACGGCGAUGCGCAGAAGGAGGAAGAGGAAGAUUUGAUCGAGGAGAUUAGCACGCACGCGAGUGGGGUUACGCCCAGCGGCCCCGGACGCAUCAUCGACAUCCCCGCGCCCGGCGCUCCUGGUGGCUCCAUUAAGAUCACGUCGAACACGAUGGAUCCUCAAUUCAUGAGGUCGUUUAGAGAUGAGCUGUCGAAGAUGGUCCGCUGA